UAUAAAAAUAUAUAAUAAUAAAUAUCUGUGAUUCCCUUUUCCCUUUAUACCUUCAAAAGCCGCGCAUUCGUGGAAAAAACUAUGGGAGAUAAUACAAAUGGAUUCAACAUCUCAGACAACGAUAUGGACGCAUUAUACACCGAGUUCGUACGCAGAUUUACCCAAGAACAAGAACUCAAGCAGAAUGGAAACCCCUUACCGUUGGAAAUCACUACCGAGUUGGACGAAGUCAGUGAACCACAGCAAGAUAAAAAUUUUAAGCGUUUUCGACGAGAAAGUAAGAAAUAUGCUUUGGAAAAGUGGAACAUCCCAGAGUGUAUUACAGCGAACUUUACAAAGAGAUCAACAAACAUAAAACAGACACUUCCGAUGUUAUCUCAAAAAUAUACGAAGUUACCGAUAUAACAAAAUUUUAAGCCAAAGUUGCUACUGAGAUCUUCGAAGAGCUCCAAUUUACCUUGGAACAAUCCACCAGCUUGGAAGAAGCUCGACAAAUUAUAUAAAGAGCAACAGAACAAAGUAAACGUCUGGCAAUCUUUGGCUUCGCUCAAGCCAAGGCCCAAGAGCAAAGUGCAAAAAACUACGCUAUUGACGCCCUCAACCUUCCAGCUAGCGUCAAAUAUCAAGUCCCCAAAAAGACAGUCUUAAGACAACGAACGCCUUCAGUGAUGGAUUCU
Rhizopus microsporus ATCC 52813 is the source of this 677-nucleotide messenger RNA. RefSeq lists its product as uncharacterized. The transcript has a single exon. The record is from RefSeq and is a predicted model, not a curated record. Lineage: Eukaryota; Fungi; Mucoromycota; Mucoromycetes; Mucorales; Rhizopodaceae. Bases 82 to 405 code for a protein of 107 amino acids.